This is a messenger RNA of Penicillium macrosclerotiorum, 966 nucleotides long. It is a transcript of the gene trm5, whose product is annotated as tRNA (guanine) methyltransferase. Gene Ontology annotation, cellular component: mitochondrial matrix; cytoplasm. Bases 1 to 966 code for a protein of 321 amino acids. Gene Ontology annotation, biological process: tRNA N1-guanine methylation; mitochondrial tRNA methylation. The transcript has a single exon. The record is from RefSeq and is a predicted model, not a curated record. Lineage: Eukaryota; Fungi; Ascomycota; Eurotiomycetes; Eurotiales; Aspergillaceae.
AUGAACCUCCGAGAGCACUGGCAGCCAUAUAAAUACCUCAUCGCCGAAAUAAUCAAGGACAAAAACCCCUCUGUCCGCACUGUAAUCAACAAGAUUGAAGAUGUCGGCUCGCAGAGCCAGUUCCGCACAUUCCCCUUCGAAGUUCUGGCGGGCGACAACGACCUCAACGUCAUUCAACACGAACAAGACUGCGAAUUUCGAUUCGACUAUGCCCGUGUGUAUUGGAAUAGCCGCCUGGAGACUGAACAUCGUCGGCUUGUAGAGAAGUUCAAGCCUGGCCAGAUGGUCUGCGACGUCAUGGCCGGCGUCGGCCCGUUUGCCGUGCCUGCUGGACGUAGACGGAUCUUUGUCUGGGCGAAUGAUUUGAACCCGCAUGGCUACGAAGUGAUGCAAGAUGCUAUUCCGCGUAAUAAGGUACAGGACUUUGUCACUCCGUUCAACCAAGAUGGUCGGGACUUCAUCAAAUUUGCGGCCAAGUCUCUCUUGGAGACUGAGCCUACCAAGGUCACCAUUCGGCCCAAGGUCAGCCGGACAAAGAGAAGAAAGACGGAUGAUGGCCAGGAAAGCGAGCAGUCACCUCCCGUGCAGGAAUACAUCCGCCCCUCGAUUGUCGACCACUAUGUGAUGAACCUCCCGGCCACAGCUAUCGAGUUCCUGGAUGCCUUCCAGGGUGUGUACGUCGGCCAGGAAUCACGAUUCGUCCCAAACACCUCUCAAAAGCUGCCAAUGGUGCAUGUCUACUGUUUUUCAGGCCACUCGGAGAAUGAGCUGGACGAUCACAUCGAUAUCUGCCAACGGAUUUCUGAACGCAUUGGAUACACAAUCACCCCCGAGGACUGUGUGGGUGGAAGCGGGAACCCGGCAAUCGAACUGGCUAUUCAUAACGUUCGGCUGGUCAGCCCUAAUAAGCAGAUGUUCUGCGCUAGCUUCCGCGUGCCGCCGGAGGUUGCUUUCCGCAAAGUAUAA